CGAAAAUUUGCACGCUACGCAGAAUGGAUCUGUUGACUAUAGGUGUUCUAGCAAUAAUAGCUCUAGCUACCUUAAUUUAUCUUUACUUCAAAAAGAGAUUUUCGUAUUGGGAGAACCGCGGAGUGGUACAUCUUAAACCUUCAUUUCCUCUGGGCAAUUUGUCCUUAAAACAACCCCAUUUCACGGAAUUUAUGAUUGAUAUCUACAAAUAUAAAGGUGGAACACCUCUUGUUGGUAUAUAUUUCGUGACAAAACCGAUCGUGAUACCCAUCGAGCUUGAUCUCAUUCAGAAUAUUUUAGUAAAAGAUUUUAGUAGCUUUCAUGCUCGUGGAAUGUAUGUGAAUGAAGUGGACGAUCCCCUGUCUGCACAUAUGUUUAGUUUGGAUGGUGAAAAGUGGAAAUCCAUACGGACUAAAUUAUCUCCCACUUUCACUUCCGGCAAAAUGAAAUAUAUGUUUUUAACGGUUGUAGCGGUAGCGGAAAGAUUUUUGGAAACUUUGGGCGAUAGCGUGAAACUUGAAUCCCAGUUGGAAGUGACCGACUUGCUAGGACGAUUUACAACUGAUGUUAUCGGAUCUUGUACAUUUGGCAUUGAGUGCAACAGCCUAAAAGACCCUAAUUCUGAGUUUCGCCAAUAUGGAAAGAAAGCUUCAAGUGAACCACCUAUGCCUCUUAUCAUGCACAUGCUAGUGUUACUAUAUCCUGAUUUGGCACGAAAGUUGCACUUGAGGGCAUUGCGAAAAGAUGUUACUGAUUUCUUUUUGGAUACAGUACGAAGCACCGUAAACUACCUCAAAGAAAAUAAUAUUCAACGCAAUGAUUUCAUGGAUCUACUCAUUCAAAUCAACAAUAAUCCAAAUGAAGCUGAUAAGAUAUCGUUGGAAGAAAUGGCUGCGCAAGCUUUUCUGUUUUUCAUUGCCGGCUUCGAGACUUCUUCUAGUGUGAUGACAUUUUGCUUAUAUGAAUUGUCUUUAAAUCAGGAUAUUCAAGAAAAAGCAAGAGAAGAAAUUACCCAGGUUUUGAUAGACCACGAUGGUAAACUGACAUAUGAAGGAAUGCAACAAAUGACUUAUCUUGAGAAGAUAGUGAAUGAAACCCUUCGCAAAUAUCCUUCACUUCCAUUUCUAAUAAGGAGUACUGUCCGCGACUAUGCAAUGCCAGAUUCGAACUUGGUAAUCGAAAAAGGAUGAUUUUCAUCCCAGUUCACAGUAUUCAACAUGACCCGGAUAUAUAUCCAAAUCCUGAAUUAUUCGACCCAGAACGAAUGUCAGCGGAACAAAUGAAAAGCCGUCACCCGAUGUCCUUUUUAGGUUUCGGAGAUGGCCCAAGAA
Molecule: messenger RNA, 1331 nt
Organism: Hermetia illucens (black soldier fly)
Lineage: Eukaryota; Metazoa; Arthropoda; Insecta; Diptera; Stratiomyidae
Product: probable cytochrome P450 6a14
Exons: 2
Coding region: 24-1190 (388 amino acids)
Molecular function (GO): monooxygenase activity; iron ion binding; heme binding
Source: RefSeq, a predicted model, not a curated record